This is a messenger RNA of Micropterus salmoides (largemouth bass), 5386 nucleotides long. RefSeq names its product NLR family CARD domain-containing protein 3-like. NCBI's taxonomy places the organism in Eukaryota, Metazoa, Chordata, Actinopteri, Centrarchiformes, Centrarchidae. The transcript has 12 exons. The record is from RefSeq and is a predicted model, not a curated record. Bases 172 to 3747 code for a protein of 1191 amino acids. Gene Ontology annotation, molecular function: protein binding.
AACACACACUGACUCGUGACUUCCUGUAAAUGGAGAGGCGAGGCAGUGAGCAGGCUCAAGAGAACAGGAAGCAGCCUGAAGCUGAAACAGUUCAGUCAGUUCAGACUCCAUUUUGAGUUGACAGGAGGAGGAAAGCAGAAGGCUGACGCAGGACUGACUUCAGACCAGAAGAUGGGUGUUUCUGUGGAGGAAGAGGAGGACAGAGCAGAGUCUGCAGGAUCCAUCUGUCUGUCUCUGAAGAGUAACCGGUCCCACCUUAAACCUCCAGACUUCAGUAAAGAACCUGGACCCUCAGACACAAAAGUUCAGUCCAACAGACAGAGAGCAGAGUCUGCAGGAUCCAGCUGUCUGUCUCUGAAGAGUGACCGGUCCCACCUUAAACCUCCAGACUUCAGUAAAGAACCUGGACCCUCAGACACAAAAGAGAGGAAGAGGAGUCCUGUUUCUGUGGAGGAGCAGCCGUCCUGCUGUGCUUUGUGUCAGGACGUCCUGAAGGAUCCAGUCUCUACCAGCUGUGGACACUGGUUCUGCAGACGGUGCAUCACCUCAUACUGGGACCAGUCUGCUUCAUCGGGACACUCCUCCUGUCCCCAGUGUGGAGACAGAUCCAGAACCAGAGCUGGACUGCAGACAGCCAGUCAGAGCAGCUCUAGCCCGACCGAUAUGGUGAGAGGUGGUCUGCAGGAGGUUUUAGAUGAACAUAAGAUCAGUCUGAGGAGGAGAUGUGAACGUGUGACUGAAGGAAGUGAUGAAACAGGAAGUGGAACCCUCCUCAACAGGAUCUACACUGAGCUCUACAUCACAGAGGGACAGAGUGAAGAGGUUAAUACCCAGCAUGAGGUGAGGCAGCUUGAGACAGCUUCCAAGAAGAAGACCCUCCAUGACGCUCCAAUCAGGUGCCAGGACAUCUUUAAAGCCUUACCUGGCCAACAGAGAGCCAUCAGAGUGGUUCUGACCAACGGCGUUGCUGGCGUUGGAAAAACCUUCUCAGUGGAUAAGUUCACUCUGGACUGGGCAGAGUGCUCGGAAAACCAAGAUGUCGGUCUGCUGGUUCUGCUCUCGUUCAGGGAGCUGAACUUGAUCAAAGAUGAGCGGCACAGUCUCCUCACGCUGCUCCAUGUUUUCCAUCCAACAUUACAGAAGGUCCCAGCAGAGAAGCUCGCCGUCUGGAAACUGUUGUUCAUCUUUGACGGCCUGGAUGAAAGCAGACUUUCAUUGGAUUUCCACAACAGUGAGGUUGUGUCUGAUGUCACACAGAAGUCAUCAGUCAACCUGCUGCUGACAAACCUCAUCGAGGGGAAUCUGCUUCCCUCGGCUCUCGUCUGGAUAACUUCCCGACCUGCGGCGGCCAAUCAGAUCCCUCCUUCGUGUGUCGGCAGGGUAACAGAAGUACGAGGCUUCACUGACGCCCAGAAGGAGGAGUACUUCAGGAGGAGAGUCAGUGAUGAAGAGCUGUCCAGCAGAAUCAUCUCACACAUCAAGACCUCCAGGAGCCUCCACAUCAUGUGUCUAAUCCCAGUCUUCUGCUGGAUCACUGCUACAGUUCUGGAGCACAUGUUGACUACAGAGCAGAGAGGAGAGCUGCCCAAGACCCUGACUGACCUGUACUCACACUUCCUGCUGGUUCAGAUAAAGAGGAAGAAGCAGAAGUACGAUGAGGGACAUGAGACGAGUCCACAGGAGCUGACGGAGGCUGACAGGGAGGUUCUUCUGAAGCUGGGGAGGCUGGCGUUUGAACAGCUGGAGAAAGGAAACAUCAUGUUCUACCAAGAAGACCUGGAGCAGUGUGGUCUUGAUGUCACAGAGGCCUCGGUGUACUCAGGAGUUUGUACAGAGAUCUUCAAAAGAGAGAGUGUGAUCUUCCAGAAAACAGUCUACUGCUUUGUUCAUCUGAGCGUUCAGGAGUUUCUGGCUGCAGUCUACAUGUUCCACUGUUACACCAGCAGCAACACAACAGCACUGGAUUCUUUCCUGGGACAGACCUUGCUGGAGAUCUUCCUGAUGAAAGCCAUGGAGAAAUCUCUCCAAAGUGAAAAUGGCCACCUGGACCUGUUUGUUCGCUUCCUUCAUGGCCUCUCUCUGGAGUCCAACCAGAGACUCUUAGGAGGCCUGCUGGGUCGGACAGACAACAGUCCAGAAAUCAUCCAGAGAGCCAUCAACAACCUGAAGAAGAUGAACAGUGGUGAGAUCUCUCCUGACAGAAGCAUCAACAUCUUCCACUGUCUGACGGAGAUGAACGACCACUCAGUACAUCAGGAGAUCCAAGAGUUCCUGAAGUCAGAGAACAGAUCAGAGAAGGAACUCUCUGAGAUCCACUGCUCAGCUCUGGCCUUCAUGCUGCAGAUGUCAGAGGAGGUUCUGGAUGAGUUGGACCUCAAGACGUACAACACGUCAGUGGAGGGACGACUGAGACUGAUUCCAGCUGUGAGGAACUGCAGAAAGGCUCGAAUUUCUGGCUGUGGACUCUCAGAGACUCACUGUAAAGUCGUGGCCUCAGCUCUGAAGUCCAACCCCUCCCAUCUGAGAGAGCUGGACCUGACGAAAAACAAGCUGCAGGAUUCAGGACUGAAGCUGCUGUCUGAUAAUCUGGAGAGUCCCCACUGUAGACUGGAGAUUCUGAGAUUCAGGGACUGCAGUUUGUCAGAGAUCAGCUGUGCUUCUCUGGCCUCAGCUCUGAAGUCCAACCCCUCCCAUCUGAGAGAGCUGGACCUGACUGACAACAAGCUGCAGGAUUCAGGAGUGAAGCUGCUGUGUGGAUUUCUGGAGAGUCCACACUGCAGACUGGAGACUCUGAGACUUUCUGGCUGUGGACUCUCAGAGACUCAUUGUGAAGUUGUGGCCUCAGUUCUGAAGUCCAACACCUCCCAUCUGAGGGAGCUGGACCUGAGUGACAACAAGCUGCAGGAUUCAGGACUGCUGCGGCUGUCUGCUGGACUGGAGAGUCCACACUGUAGACUGGAAACUCUCAGACUGAGUAGAUGUAACCUCUCAGAGAGAAGCUGUGAAGCUCUGUCCUCAGUUCUCAGCUCCCAGUCCUCUCGUCUGAUAGAGCUGGACCUGAAUAACAACGACCUGCAGGAUUCAGGAGUGGAGCUGCUGUCUGCUGCACUGGAGACUCCCCACUGUACACUGUGUAUUCUCAGGGUGGAGCCUGGUGGAGUCCGAUGGUUGAGACCAGGUCUAAGGAAGUAUUCCUGUGAACUCACAUUUGACACAAACACAGUACACAGAGAGAUCAAACUGUCUGAAGACAACAGGAAGGCGACACGUGUGGCAGAGGAUCAGUCAUAUCCUGAUCAUCCUGACAGGUUUGGCUUCCAUCAGCUGCUGUGUAGAGAAGGUCUGACUGGUCGCUGUUACUGGGAGGUCGAGUGGAGAACAUGGGUUUCAAUAGCAGUGAGUUACAGAGGAAUCAGAAGGAAAGGAGAUCAGUAUCGAGACUGGAAUGCCUGCAGGUUUGGGAAAAACGACAAGUCCUGGAGUCUGGAGUGCUCUGGGAAUUACUUUCCCUCUCACAAUAACAAAGGAGGAGGCUUCUCCGUUUCCGCCUCCUGCCCCUCCCCCUCUGGCAGAGUAGCAGUGUAUGUGGACUGUCCUGCUGGCACUCUGUCCUUUUUCAGAGUCUCCUCUGACACACUGAUCCACCUCCACACCUUCAACACCACAUUCACUGAACCUCUUUAUCCUGGGUUUGUGUUUGGUAUGGGUAACGGGUCUGGUGGUUCAGUGUCUCUGUGUUCUCUGUAGGAGGGAGGGUCUCCUCCUGUUAGAGAAACUCUCUGCUGACCAGAUAGUUCAGUCUGUACAUAAUCACACACAGCGGAUGUUCGUACCAACCUGAUGUGUUUAUUGUAAUAUAGGAGGAAGAGGAGGCUGAAUGUAGAGAAGAGCAAAGGAUGCUGGGAUGUCGGGGUGCAGACGUAGAGAUUCUUUUCACUCUGUAGAAAGAAAUAUGUUCCUUAUUUGUUUUCUGCUCCACUUUUUUAAUUGUUUUUUUUCUAGUUUUCAAGUUUUUUGUCUCAUUAUUUUUGUGAAUAUUCAGUUUCAAGUUUUUCUGCAGAAAUAUAAAGUGGACAUAGAUGUUAGUUGUUUGAACGCUUUGUCCUGAUGUCAGCACAUUUAUCAGCAUGCUGACUGUGAAUGUUUCUUAUCAGCAUGUUUCUUUUACUGAUUUUUCCUCUGCAGAAGCUGAUGACGUCUUUAAAAUAUAUGUUCAGAAAUCUUUAAAUCACAAAGCUUAAUUUUUGUCUUUGAUUAAACAUAACUACCUUAAAACAAAAGCAUCUAUAGGUUGAUGGAUGCGGAUCAAACGUCAGAACACACACACUCCAGCACAUGCCAUAUUGUGAGCAUGAGAAAUAAUCAACUAGUAUGUUGGAAUGAAACACAACCCUGCAAUACAAACCUGGCACAUGUAAAUAUAAAGAUGUAAGAUUAUUAUUUCACUGUAUUCUGGCCCGACAUUUAAUGGCUUGAAAAAAAUUGCAAGACUUAUUUGCCGUGUACAGGGCGUGUAAUCUGUGUUGCGAGAAUGAGAUCCAUGUGAAGAAAAGGACACUGGAAGCCUUUGGGGGCCUUCAUAGAAACAGUUUGAAUGCCUGACACAGAAACAGGCCAUAUAGUAAAAUGAUUUGCCUUUGCUUUAAGAGUGAUAAUCGUUAACUGCUGAGCUCAUAUUACAAAAGUACAAGUUAAGUAAGAAAGAUGUUUUAUUUGAGAUACUGUCUUUAUUUCUUUAAUAAGUCCUACAGUAUAUCUCUGCAUCUCUUGUGCUUGACCUUUUCUUUGUCUCUAGAGACUUUUGUCUGUGUAUAGUCAUACAUGCUCAGCGUCAUGCUGAAGUCUCAAAAUAAGAUGCUAAUUUCCAGUAAAGAGGAAGCUAAAAGCUAAAAUAGUGACAACCCAUGUUUGAUGUCUUUUCUGCAUUUUGUGAAAAUAAAUAUGUUUCUCUUUUAAUGGACAUCAGAGGGAAACUAAAAGGCUUUCUUUUCUUUUUGUCUUUGUCCCCAUCCCUCCCCUUCCCUUCUGAGACAACCAAACUGCUAAAAUCAUUGGGAUAGAGCUCAUCCAGAUUGGAUUGGAUAACUACAGAAGAGACCACCAUACUGUUUUAAUGAAGGAGUGUCUGGAGUACAAUGCUUAAAGCUUGUAGAAUGUCAUGUUUAAACGAGUCAUACUCCUUACUCUAACCCUAAAUACACAUUGGGAGAAGAAUGGUGUACUGGAUAGAAUGGUAGUAAAUUUAAUCACUGAUUUAUGUCAUAUCUGGAUCUGCAGAGGAAAUAUAAAGUAAGCAAAGUUAGAACGGUGAACCACUCAGUAACCCUUUAACUGAGCGGUUCUAUUUACCUUAAAUCAAAAUAAAGGUUCUACCAAAGAAUUUCUA